AUGAUGACCCCGAUGCAUUACAUCUUGCCUAUCUUGGGCGUUAUGUAUGAGGAAUACGGAAAGGCGACAUCCAUCUCAAAUAUCGCAGACCAAUGGACUGGUCCGAAGUCAAACCCUCUCUACAAAACACCCGUGCCCGACGAGUACUGCAAGCCCGAUUCGUCAAUGCACUCACAAGAUCGCAGAGCGAAUGCCUCGAUCGUCGUACUUGUACGAAACUCUGAGCUUUGGGAGAUCAUGAGCAGUAUGAAGCAACUCGAGGAUAGGUUCAACAGGAAGUUCCGGUAUCCUUAUGUCUUCCUCAACGACGAGCCCUUUACGCAGAGCCUCAAGCAUCACAUACGGGCCUUAACCAGUGCCACGGUCGAAUUCGGUCUCAUCCCAUCCGACCAUUGGCGUCAAGCAUCGUGGAUCGAUGAAGAACGAGCAAGCAAGUCUCGCGAUGACAUGGUUAGGAACGAUGUGAUUUACGGAGGUAGAUACCGGAAUAUGUGUCGCUUCAAUUCUGGCUUCUUCUAUCAACACGAGCUCUUGCAGAAGUACCGGUACUAUUGGAGAGUCGAGCCAGACAUCCAGCUUUUCUGCGACGUGGACUGUGAUCCCUUUCUCAUGAUGCAAGACCAAAAGGUGUAUGGCUUUACCAUAGCAAUAUCAGAAAUCCCAGCUACCAUCCCAACGCUAUGGAACGUUGUGAAGUCUUUCAUUGGUGCUAAUCCCGACUUGGUAACUCCUGGAAAUGCGAUGGAAUUUCUCUCUGAUGAUGGCGGAGAGUCCUACAGUCUGUGUCACUUCUGGAGCAACUUUGAAAUCGCAGAUCUUGACUUCUGGCGAAGCGAGGCAUAUUCGAAAUCUCUUGAUGAGAAGGGUGGAUUUUAUUAUGAGCGCUGGGGAGAUGCACCAGUUCAUAGCAUCGGAGCUGCACUGUUCGCAAAGAAGGAACGAAUUCACUUCUUCAAUGACAUCGGGUAUCAACAUGACUACUUCGAGCACUGUCCACAGGGAGAUGUGCACACGAAAGGAAAAUGUUGGUGCAACCCUGAUAAGAGUGUAUAUUCAUGCCUUUACCAAUAUGAUAAGCUAUUAUUGUAG
Messenger RNA from Suillus fuscotomentosus, 1089 nucleotides. RefSeq names its product glycosyltransferase family 15 protein. The transcript has 11 exons. Lineage: Eukaryota; Fungi; Basidiomycota; Agaricomycetes; Boletales; Suillaceae. Gene Ontology annotation, molecular function: alpha-1,2-mannosyltransferase activity. Bases 1 to 1089 code for a protein of 362 amino acids. Gene Ontology annotation, biological process: protein N-linked glycosylation; cell wall mannoprotein biosynthetic process. The record is from RefSeq and is a predicted model, not a curated record. Gene Ontology annotation, cellular component: membrane; Golgi apparatus.